GGGCUGAGAGGGAGGCGGAGAGGAGGAGGAGGGCGAAGAUGGCGGCGCCGCCGCCGCGUCGCUCCCAGCACCACCACCACCAUCACCACCACCACCCGCCGCCGCCGCCGCCCGGGCCGGCCUCGCCGCCGCCGCCGCCCGCCGCCGCCGCCUCGCCGCCGCGCAGCCCCAGCCUGGCGCCCGCCGAGUUCGCCGCCGCCGCCGCGCAGCGCCACAGCCUGGCCGGCCCCGAGGGCGAGGCGCCCGCCGAGGCCGAGCGGCCUGCGGUCCCGGAGAGCGCGGAGGGCGCGGGCGGCGCCGCGCCGGCCCCGCCGUCGGGCUCGGCCAGCAGCUCCUCGGCCUCGGCGUCCUCCUCCUCCGUCUCCUCCGCCUCGUCGGCGUCGUCGUCGGCCGCGUCGAGCCCGGCGGCGGAGAGCCCCGAGGCGGCGGCGCCGGGAGCGGCGAGCGGCGCCUUCCGCGAGCUGCUGGAGGCCUGCCGCAACGGGGACGUGGCGCGCGUCAAGCGCCUGGUGGACACGGGCAACGUGAACGCCAAGGACAUGGCCGGCCGCAAGUCCACGCCGCUCCACUUCGCCGCCGGUUUUGGAAGGAAAGACGUUGUAGAGCACUUGCUACAGACCGGAGCCAAUGUUCACGCUCGUGAUGAUGGAGGGCUGAUACCCCUUCACAACGCCUGCUCUUUUGGUCAUGCUGAAGUGGUUAGUCUGUUGCUGUGUCAAGGGGCAGACCCAAACGCCCGAGACAACUGGAACUACACUCCUCUGCAUGAAGCUGCCAUCAAGGGGAAGAUAGAUGUGUGUAUUGUGCUGCUGCAGCACGGAGCCGAUCCAAACAUUCGGAACACCGAUGGGAAAUCUGCGCUGGAUCUGGCAGACCCUUCAGCAAAAGCUGUGCUCACAGGUGAAUACAAGAAGGACGAACUCCUGGAAGCUGCUAGGAGCGGUAAUGAAGAAAAACUGAUGGCUUUAUUGACUCCUUUAAAUGUGAACUGCCAUGCAAGUGAUGGGCGUAAAUCCACUCCUUUGCACCUAGCAGCAGGUUAUAACAGAGUUCGAAUAGUCCAACUUCUGCUUCAGCACGGGGCGGAUGUUCACGCAAAGGACAAGGGUGGUCUUGUGCCUCUCCACAACGCCUGUUCAUAUGGACACUAUGAAGUUACAGAGUUGCUACUUAAGCACGGAGCCUGCGUUAAUGCGAUGGACCUCUGGCAGUUUACCCCCUUGCAUGAGGCCGCGUCCAAGAACCGCGUCGAGGUCUGCUCCCUGCUCCUGAGUCACGGCGCGGAUCCCACCUUGGUCAACUGCCACGGCAAGAGCGCGGUCGAUAUGGCUCCGACGCCGGAGCUACGGGAGAGGCUAACCUAUGAAUUCAAAGGACAUUCUUUACUACAAGCAGCCAGGGAGGCAGACCUAGCCAAAGUGAAAAAGACGCUCGCUUUGGAGAUCAUUAAUUUUAAGCAGCCACAGUCACAUGAAACUGCACUGCACUGUGCCGUGGCUGCUGUGCAUCCCAAACGGAAGCAAGUUACAGAACUAUUGCUCAGGAAAGGAGCAAAUGUUAAUGAGAAAAACAAAGACUUCAUGACACCUUUGCAUGUUGCCGCUGAAAAAGCUCAUAAUGAUGUCAUGGAAGUGCUGCAUAAACAUGGAGCAAAGAUGAAUGCACUGGACACCCUUGGUCAAACAGCAUUGCACAGGGCUGCUUUAGCAGGUCACUUGCAAACCUGCCGGCUGCUGCUGAAUUAUGGCUCAGAUCCUUCCAUCAUCUCUUUGCAAGGCUUCACAGCGGCGCAGAUGGGAAACGAAGCAGUGCAGCAGAUUCUGAGUGAAAGUACACCUGUGCGCACAUCUGAUGUGGAUUAUCGGUUGUUAGAAGCAUCCAAAGCUGGAGACUUGGAAACUGUGAAGCAACUUUGCAGCCCUCAGAAUGUGAACUGUAGAGAUUUGGAAGGCCGUCACUCGACGCCACUGCACUUUGCCGCAGGCUAUAACCGCGUGUCAGUGGUGGAGUAUCUGUUGCACCACGGGGCUGAUGUGCACGCCAAAGAUAAAGGUGGCUUAGUACCCCUGCACAACGCCUGUUCUUAUGGACACUACGAGGUGGCUGAGCUGUUAGUGAGGCACGGCGCUUCUGUCAACGUAGCAGACCUCUGGAAAUUCACUCCUCUGCAUGAAGCAGCAGCAAAAGGAAAAUAUGAAAUCUGCAAGCUGCUUUUAAAACACGGAGCCGAUCCUACAAAAAAAAAUCGAGAUGGGAACACUCCUCUAGACUUGGUGAAAGAAGGAGACACGGACAUCCAGGACUUGCUGCGGGGAGAUGCUGCCUUGCUAGAUGCUGCCAAGAAGGGGUGCCUGGCACGAGUGCAGAAGCUGUGCACUCAAGAAAACAUCAAUUGCAGAGACACCCAGGGAAGAAAUUCAACACCGCUUCAUCUGGCAGCUGGCUACAACAAUUUGGAAGUAGCUGAAUACCUUCUGGAGCAUGGUGCUGAUGUUAACGCCCAGGACAAAGGAGGAUUAAUCCCCCUUCACAACGCGGCAUCUUAUGGGCAUGUGGACAUUGCGGCAUUGUUGAUCAAAUACAACACGUGUGUAAAUGCAACAGAUAAAUGGGCCUUCACACCAUUGCAUGAGGCAGCGCAGAAAGGAAGGACACAGCUCUGUGCUCUGCUGUUAGCACACGGAGCGGAUCCGACCAUGAAGAAUCAAGAGGGUCAGACACCUCUAGACCUGGCAACAGCCGACGAUAUCCGAGCUUUGCUGAUAGAUGCGAUGCCUCCGGAAGCUUUGCCUACGUGCUUUAAGCCUCAGGCUACCGUCGUUAGUGCCUCCCUCAUCUCGCCAGCGUCUACGCCGUCCUGCCUCUCCGCUGCCAGCAGCAUAGAUAACCUCACGGGGCCUCUGGCAGAACUAGCGGUAGGAGGGGCGUCGAAUGCUGGCGAUGGAGCGGCAGGAACCGAAAGGAAGGAAGCAGAAGUUGCUGGUCUUGACAUGAACAUUACCCAGUUCCUGAAAAGCCUCGGUCUGGAACAUCUCCGGGACAUCUUUGAAACAGAACAAAUAACCCUGGACGUGUUGGCAGACAUGGGGCACGAGGAGCUGAAAGAAAUUGGCAUUAAUGCUUACGGACACCGUCACAAGUUAAUAAAAGGCGUGGAGAGGCUUCUAGGAGGGCAGCAAGGCACCAAUCCUUAUUUGACUUUCCACUGCGUGAGUCAGGGGACCAUUCUCCUUGACCUUGCUCCUGAUGAUAAGGAGUAUCAGUCCGUCGAAGAGGAGAUGCAAAGUACAAUCCGGGAGCACAGGGAUGGUGGAAAUGCCGGUGGCAUCUUCAACAGGUACAAUGUCAUCAGGAUUCAAAAGGUUGUGAACAAGAAGCUGCGGGAGAGAUUCUGCCACAGGCAGAAGGAGGUUUCGGAAGAGAAUCAUAAUCAUCACAACGAGCGCAUGUUGUUUCAUGGCUCUCCUUUUAUUAAUGCCAUCAUUCACAAGGGGUUUGAUGAAAGACAUGCAUACAUUGGAGGAAUGUUUGGAGCUGGAAUUUACUUUGCCGAGAACUCCUCGAAAAGCAACCAGUAUGUGUAUGGGAUAGGGGGAGGGACAGGCUGUCCCACGCACAAAGACAGGUCCUGUUACAUCUGCCACAGGCAAAUGCUUUUCUGCAGAGUGACCCUUGGAAAAUCCUUUCUGCAGUUCAGUACAAUGAAAAUGGCCCACGCCCCUCCGGGGCACCAUUCUGUCAUCGGCAGGCCAAGUGUGAACGGACUUGCGUACGCCGAAUAUGUUAUCUACAGAGGAGAGCAGGCAUACCCAGAAUAUCUCAUUACGUACCAGAUUGUGAAACCAGAAGCUCCCUCACAGACAGCAACAGCAGCAGAGCAAAAGACCUAGUAACUACAGGGCAGUGCAGAGGGAUGUGACUUCAAUCUUGGACUGGAUGGAUGUGUGUUUCAGAAAAUCAGUAUCCUAUAAAAUUCCUAAAAACCUGGAAAUAAGCUGUAUGUCUUUUAUAAAGCAUUGCUCCCUUGAUGAAUACUAUGAGUAACUCUUGCAUACUCAGUGGCUACUGUUCCUUUUGAGGAAAGUUUACAAGGGACUGCCUUUUAAUAACAUAUCUCAGGCUCUUACUCUCUGCAGUUACCAUGUGUAGAACAACAGUGCUUUGAUCUAGAUUUUGGGAACGUUAUUGUGCAAACACAAAUCUUUAUCAAUGCCAUCUCGCACGUUAAAAUUUCAGACACUACUGGUCCGGUUAUUUUAUUUGCAGAUAAGUAGCAUUAUACCUUUCCAUUUUCUUUUCAGCAUGCACCAUUCAUUUUAUGUUUUCGAGAGAUCCUAGUCAACUAUUUAUUCUCCUUUUGUAUUCUGAAGUUGAGCCAGAACCUUCUUAAAGAUAUUUUGCACAAAGUCAAGUUGACUAAAAUUGUUAACAAUGCAAUAUGAGUUUCAUCUGAGAAGGGGCUAGGUCCAGUUCUUCAGUAUAGGGGUUUUUUUGCACACCUCUGAGCGAGCGAUACUAAGAGCGUAACUUCAGAGCGGAAACGAACCUGCCGGUCGGCUGCUUUGUCUCUGAGUUUUCUGGGGGAAAGCCCUGGGAAGUGUUCGCAACCGUAAAACCGGCUCUCGUGCUUGGAAAAACUUAUAAAGCAGGUCAAUGCCCUCUGCUGGCAUCUCUAAAUGAGCAUUUUAUGAGGCUCCUGGUAGGUACCCGCAGUUUGUUCUCCGGUAACUGAGGCAUGUGCUUUAGCUGGAAGGAAGCUGGUGGAAAAUCGGAAGACUGCAUACGCAAAGGUGUAUCUGGGUCCCGCUACUCUGUAACGUGAGAGCCGGCAAACGGGCCUCAGACCGGUAAGGGAGAGCAUGUUACGGUGGUUUCGUGUCACAUCUUCAAUGUAUGACACACAGUUGAAGAGUUGGAGUGAUUCACAAGAAUAAUAAUUUUUAAAAACUCUUACGUUUUGAUGGAAACAAACUUUUUUUUUUUUUUUCUUUAAUGGUUCUGGAGUGCAUCUGUUUGCAGGUGUACCAGCGAACAAAGCUAGGAUUUAUUCACCUUACUCCCCUUCCCUGCAAGGCCCUAAGUUUAUUUUGUUGAGGAGGAGAGAAUUGUUUUUAAGUAAGUGUUGCGUUGCACCGCGUCAAACAAUGUCAGAAGUCGCCCGUAUGGAAGAUAUACCAAAAGUAGAAAUUGUUUUCCUUUCUGAAUUGUUUUUACAACCUCAAGAGAAGAGAAGAAGGUUGAAAAUAAAGCUGUGUCAAGAUUUCUUUUAAACUGCCAACACUACAAGAUGUACUUCGCUGUUCAGCCUGUAACAACUGGAGGAAAAAGACGUUCCCUUGAGCAGACUGUACAUUUUCCUAGCAACCAGCAGUGUUAAGCAGCUGAUGAUCCAAUUUGUGCUUUCGGUUUUUGUCCCUCGGAAGCGAGGAAACAACAGAGUAGUGCUGCUUGUCGUUUAUAAAAAUAUUUGGUCCCUGCAAGUGGGAUUUGUUUGGACAAAACCGACGGAAGGUCUGGACAGAACGAACCAACCUGAAGAGCUUUUCAUUUUGAGCGUUAAGACGUUGAUGUUGAAACGAAUUAUUCUCAGAGAGGAGUUUCACCAACUGUGAAAUCAGUCAUUUGAUGCAAACUGGCUUACCUGCACAUUAUCUGCCUGUAAUAUCUCUAAAGGAAACCUUAGAAACAGCAAUACUCCAACAGAUCUUGAACUCUGGGUUUUGUUUUUCUCGAGCUGGCACCGAACGUAAGAUUCUGUUUUGUGACCUGAUUGAAUAUGUAGCUUCGAAGUCCAAGCCAGGCUUUAGCCUAGUUGUCCUUUUAAUCAAAUUUCAUGGAUAAAAUUGGGUGCUUGUAUUUUGGCUACUUGUUUAAUAGUUUUAGGGUUGCAAGGAUCAUCACUAGGCUUUGAAAUUUUGUAUUCCUCGCUGAAGUUUGGGGUUGGUUUUUAAUUUAGUUAAUAACAGAGUGUGUGUUUGGGGUGGGGGGGAGCGUGCCUCUCUCCCCUAGAGUUCCAGAUAGCCGUGAAAGUGAGCGUUACUCGCCGUCCCCGUUAGACAUAGUUUUAAACGGUAAAACGGCUGGCAUGGGCGCGCAGGCCGAGCAGCGUUGCGUCUUCCAGAAAGGAAGGGCAAACCCUAAAAACGACGCUCCCACCCCGAGCCGGUGCCGGCAUCUCUUGACGCGGGUUGUUUUCCACGUGCGCCGGCCCACCUGGUGGCCGGUCUGGAUUUCUUCUGGAGCCCCCGAACUGCUGGAGGAUACGGAUACUGUCCGGUAGCUUUGACGUGCCAGCGUUAACGUGCCCGAUGUUCAGCGUGGCCGAGAAGCCCCCGCCGGGCGUAGCGCGUGCCGCUGCUAUCAUAAGUCUCUCCGCGGUUGCGUCCGAGCGAGGACCUGCCUGUCGGCAGCCAGGUUGCCCGCGGACGAGCCGGGCGAGCUGCCGCGGCACAGCUGUAGCCGACGGAGGCAACCUGCGGCCUCCUGAUGGUGGAGGACAGGACGCCUGAACGCGGGUCGCCCAAGCGGGCUGAACCCGCUGGGAAAAGGGAACGGUUGUCUUUCAAGGCCUGGUGGCUUCUCCUCAGUGGCAGCACGUGAGACCUCCGUGCAGUUUGCAGCAGGGCCUCAACAGGCAAAACCGGAGGGAAACUUCACCGCGUAGCGAAGGGCGCGGGAGGGUCCGGCUCUCCGCAGCCAAAACUUGUUUCGGGGAGACGGAUGGAUGAGGUACCCGGUGGAGAGCGACGUUGCGGUCUGAGGCCGUCAGCAAAGCUUCCGCUAGCAUUAAAAAUGGGAAGGGUCCAGCACCUCAGCGAGGCGCGUCUCGCCGUCUCAUCUUUGUUCUUAUCUGCCGAUCUGCUUUGAUCCCAGCUCCGUGGAGACUGUUACGAGCAUCCCGUGCUGGUGACAGCGCUUUGCAGCCACCGUUGCGCUGAAGUCCCAGGAACAAGUGUUGGGUUUUCCUAACCUCUCUCCCUUCCCAGCAUUCGCACGUGAUGCGGAAAGGGCCCACGGUGUCCAAAGCUGCACCUUCCUCAGGCCGAGAAACCUGCCCAUCCUGCUCUUGGUGGCAGCAAGAGGUGGAGGAGUUGAGGGAUGCUGGUGCAUCACGCCGGCGGGCACACGGUGCCCCGGAUUCCCGGGAAUCUGAGCGCCUGGCGGGCGCAAAACCCGACCCCUUGUGAUAGAUCUGUCUCUGUGUUACUGAACCCGUUGGUGGCAAGUUGUAGUGGUGGUGCCGUUAAUUACUGACGUAGUUUGCUUAGGCUCUCUGUAUUCCGAGGUUAACGUUGACAGUGUCUCUUCCUAACACCUGCAGAACUCGCUUCAGCUUGGGAAAUCGCAGCAGGGACUUUGCUGUGCCCCAGUCGCGUGAGCUUGUGCGCCUCCGUUUCUCAUUGCUCUCUCUGCCAGCCCAAGGGCAACGUACUGGAGUUGGAGGGCUUAGAUUUUUUUUUCCUCUCCUUUUUUUUUGGGGGGGGGGAGGGGGGAUGUAACUUGUCUUCAUAACUCGGCCUGUGCGUUUCCUCUCUUGGUUGCCCCUUACCUGCAGCUGGGGUUAUCGUUUAUUUAUUUCCUCCUCUGCCCCCUCCCUAAAAGAGGAUGGGCAGGUUCUCAACCUCCCUACACAACGGGCUUUAGGUGACAUCUCUGUAACAGCUGGAUUUGAUCUCUCAAUGUGCUUGGCUAAAUGUCUGAUCUGCAAUACUUGUAAUAGUUUAAAAUUCAAUAAAUACAUUUUUAACAGUU
Rhea pennata is the source of this 7752-nucleotide messenger RNA. It is a transcript of the gene TNKS, whose product is annotated as tankyrase. The transcript has 27 exons. Lineage: Eukaryota; Metazoa; Chordata; Aves; Rheiformes; Rheidae. Gene Ontology annotation, cellular component: nucleus; cytoplasm. The coding region runs from base 39 to 3890 and encodes 1283 amino acids. Gene Ontology annotation, molecular function: protein binding; NAD+ poly-ADP-ribosyltransferase activity. The record is from RefSeq and is a predicted model, not a curated record.